AUGAGCGGUAACCUUAUUCAAGAAAUUCCACCUGCUAAUCAAGAGAAUGUAACUAAUGAGUCACAGCAGGAGAAAAGUCAACUUGAUGUCGGCACAGAUGAGAAACCCUGUCUGGCGACCCAUGAAACAGAAACCAAGCCAGAACCUGAUGCUGAAAUUGAUGCCUCUAGACCCCAUGAAGAAGGAAGUAGAACUCUGUCUUGUGAGAAGGUGAACAGUGGUUCAGAUACACAGAUGCAAAAAACAAGUCCUGAAAAAUAUGGGGUGAAUUGUUCGCCUGGACCUGAAAAUGCUGUGGAGGUAUGGCAGCCUAGGCGGAACACCGAAACUGGAGAUUUUACUUCACUGUCUCACCAAAUAAUUGUUCCAUACAAGGAAGAAUCUAUACCGUAUCCGGGUGCUGCAAAUCAUGCAUCAGUGAGCACAAAAGAAAAAUUCACUCCUAUGAAAACUGAGAACUUCUCGGCGAAUUUGGCGAACACAUCAAGUUCGAGCAUUGGGGUGCCUGAAGCUCUAUCUGAUCGAGAAGCCUUCUCAUUUUCUGCAAAAUUUGAGAGAGUUGAGAAAUUGCAGCCCAGGCGAAACCCAGAACCUGCGGUUCCGAUCUCACAAUAUGAUGAAGAAAGUCAAAGCACUCCCUCUAGAGUACUGGAAAAAGGAUUGGAUGAUGGUUAUAACUGGAGAAAAUAUGGCCAGAAGCUUGUGAAAGGAAAUAGUUUCUUCCGAAGCUAUUACAAAUGCACUUACCCCAAUUGCCAGGCCAAAAAACAAGUUGAAAGAUCUCAUGAUGGGAGUAAAAUAGACGUUAAUUUUCUCGGAAGCCAUCAUCACCCCAAACCACAAAAUAGCCUCCAAGUGACCUCCAGUGUUCAAGUACGGAAAACAGAUGUGCCUGUCGAUUCUGCAUCCAAGAGUGAUGCUGAGCCAAUCAUUGACCAUAGUGGUGCACGACAACUUGUGACACUGACUGAAACAUUAUGUCAGUCGCCUGUUGCAAGUUCUGAUGGUGUGAUGGGACCUGUUUCUUGCCCCAGAAAUGAUAUCAAUGAUAAAGAUGCUAAACGACUGAAAAGAGAGUUUACUGCUGCUGGUGACAAUGUGGUGAAUACACCGCCAACUGGGGAUUUACGUCAUGUUGUUCAAACUGUGAGCGAGGUUGACUUAGUUAAUGAUGGGCACCGCUGGCGUAAGUAUGGGCAGAAAUUGGUUAAAGGCAACCCUAAUCCACGGAGUUAUUACAGGUGUUCGUAUUCUGGUUGCCCAGUUAAGAAACACGUCGAACGAGCUUCCUAUGAUCCCAAAAUAGUUAUCACAACUUACGAAGGAGAACACCAGCAUGGUAUGUCUACUAUCAUAAGCCAAACUACAACUGCAGUUGGUACCCAAAAUCCUAUGACCACGACAAAUGGUGUGUCGAGAACAAAAGCUGAGGAGAAGGACCCAGUUGGCCUUGAAAUGGUUGUUCAUGUUAAUUCAAACUAA
Striga hermonthica is the source of this 1482-nucleotide messenger RNA. Lineage: Eukaryota; Viridiplantae; Streptophyta; Magnoliopsida; Lamiales; Orobanchaceae. The record is from the annotation of a GenBank genome assembly.